Esox lucius (northern pike) is the source of this 837-nucleotide messenger RNA. Its product is annotated as vegetative cell wall protein gp1-like. The annotation marks the transcript as partial. Lineage: Eukaryota; Metazoa; Chordata; Actinopteri; Esociformes; Esocidae. The transcript is spliced from 2 exons. The record is from RefSeq and is a predicted model, not a curated record.
AUGUCUGGGUCAAGGUUAGGUCUGAUCCCCACAAAUAAAAUUCAAGUUGGUCCCUCCACUCCUCCCUCCAUCCCUCCACCCCACCUCCACCCCUCCCUCCACCCCUCCCUCCACCCCUCCUCCCUCCUUCCCUCCCUCCUCCACCCCUCCCUCCAUCCCUCCUCCACCCCUCCCUCCCUCCAUCCCUCCUCCUCCCCUCCUCCAUCCCUCCUCCAUCCCUCCCUCCACCCCUCCCUCCAUCCCUCCCUCCACCCCUCCUCCACCCCUCCAUCCCUCCCUCCAUCCCUCCCCCACCCCUCCCUCCAUCCCUCCUCCACCCCUCCUCCACCCCUCCCUCCCUCCUCCACCCCUCCCUCUAUACCUGCUCCACCCCUCCCUCCAUCCCUCCUCCACCCAUCCCUCCUCCAUCCCUCCCUCCAUCCCUCCUCCACCCCUCCUCCAUCCCUCCUCCACCCCUCCCUCCAUCCCUCCCUCCAUCCCUCCUCCAUCCCUCCUCCACCCCUCCUCCACCCCUCCUCCAUUCCUCCUCCAUCCCUCCUCCAUCCCUCCCUCCAUCCCUCCUCCAUCCCUCCCUCCAUCCCUCCUCCAUCCCUCCUCCCUCCAUCCCUCCUCCAUCCCUCCCUCCAUCCCUCCUCCACCCCUCCUCCAUCCCUCCUCCAUCCCUCCUCCCUCCAUCCCUCCUCCAUCCCUCCCUCCAUCCCUCCUCCAUCCCUCCUCCAUCCCUCCUCCCUCCAUCCCUCCUCCAUCCCUCCCUCCAUCCCUCCUCCACCCCUCCUCCAUCCCUCCUCCAUCCCUCCCUCCAUCCCUCCAUCCCUCCUCCAUCCCUCCCUCCAUCCC